AUGGAGAAGAUUGUGUUCUAUGAGGACCGGGACUUCCAGGGAAAGUCCUAUGACUGCAAAGGGGACUCUGCUGACCUGCAGGGCUUCAUCCACCGAUGCAACUCAGUCAAGGUAGAAGGUGGCUGGUGGGUUCUGUACGAGCGUAACAACUACACGGGCUACCAGUACAUCAUUGGUCCAGGGGAGUACAAUGAUUACCGCCGCUGGAUGGGCUUCAAUGACUGUGUCAGAUCCUGCAAGAUCAUCAAAACUGCCAAAGGGCCAUACAUGUUGAAGCUGUUUGACCGGCCAAACUUUGGUGGCCAAUCUUUGGAGUUGACAGACAACAUGAAGUCUCUCCAGGAGAAAUGGCUCAGAAAUGAAGUCCAGUCCUGCAAGGUCAUUGAGGGUUCCUGGGUUUUCUUUGAACAUCCCAACUUCUGUGGUCGCCAGUACCUGCUGGAGAAAGGGGGGUACCCACAUCACUCACAGUGGGGAGCUCCGAAAGCAACUGUGGGCUCCGUCAGAAGAAUCAUGCAGCUGUGAAAUUCAA
Micropterus salmoides (largemouth bass) is the source of this 532-nucleotide messenger RNA. Its product is annotated as gamma-crystallin S-1-like. The transcript is spliced from 3 exons. The coding region runs from base 1 to 525 and encodes 174 amino acids. Gene Ontology annotation, biological process: lens development in camera-type eye; visual perception. Gene Ontology annotation, molecular function: structural constituent of eye lens. The record is from RefSeq and is a predicted model, not a curated record. Lineage: Eukaryota; Metazoa; Chordata; Actinopteri; Centrarchiformes; Centrarchidae.